AUGUUUCGAGCGGCUGCGGCCGGGCCGUACGAUGCGGCCAUCAACAAGGCCACGGACGAGAACCAGACGUCGGAGGACUGGGGCGCCAUUAUGGAGAUUUGCGACCGAGUCGCCAGCGAUGCGAAUGGGCCCAAGGAGUCGGUCGCCAGCCUGAUCAAGCGCUUGGCGCAUCGCAACGCCAACGUCCAGUUGUACACGCUUGAAGUGGCCAACGCCCUGUCCCAAAACUGCGGCAAGAACAUGCACCGCGAGCUGUCGAGCCGCGCAUUCACGGAUGCGCUGCUCAAGCUCGCCAACGACCGCAACACGCACACCCAGGUCAAGGCCAAGAUCCUCGAGCGCAUGAAGGACUGGUCCGACAUGUUCAAGUCCGACCCGGACCUCGGCAUCAUGUACGACGCCUACUUCCGCCUCAAGCAGACCAACCCGACCCUCCAGCCACCGAGCGCACCGCAAAAGAACAGCCUCACCGAUGUCGACCGCCAGAAAGAGGAAGACGAGCUGCAGAUGGCGCUCAAGUUGAGCCUGCAGGAGGAGGAGCGGAAGAAGGCCCCCGCGCAAGCGUCCACGUCCGGAUCUUCCGGGGCAGCCGGCUCAGCCAGCGCUGGGCCUGCCAACCAGCAGCAGCAGCAGGCUCCGAUCCAACCGAUGCCAUCGGGCACCACAGCUGCCACGGUGUCUCGCGUCCGGGCGCUGUACGAUUUUGUGCCGUCGGAACCGGGCGAGCUGGAGUUCAAGAAGGGCGACGUCAUCGCGGUCCUCGAGAGUGUGUACAAGGACUGGUGGCGGGGCUCGCUCAAGGGCAAGACGGGUAUUUUCCCGUUGAACUACGUGGAGAAGCUUACGGACCCCACCCCGGAUGAACUUCAGCGCGAGGCACAGAUGGAGGCUGAGGUGUUUGCCGAGAUCAAGAAUGUGGAGAAGCUGUUGACCUUGCUGAGUGCCAGCAACACUGCUCCGAGGGAGGAGGAUAAUGAGGAGAUCUCGAAACUCUACCAUCAAACAUUGGCUAUCCGCCCGAAGCUUAUCAAGCUCAUCGAGAAAUACUCGCAGAGGAAAGACGAUUUCACGCAACUCAACGAGAAGUUCAUCAAAGCCAGGAGGGACUACGAGGCCCUGCUGGAGUCGUCCAUGGCCCACCCCCCGGGGCCGACGUACCACCAAUACGCAAUGCGCCCCCAGGUCCCGCAAGGCUACCCACCCCCCGGCCCGGGGUACGGAGCACCACCUCCGCAGCAACAGCAGCAGCAGCAGCAGCAGCAGCAGCCGCCGCCGCAAGACCCGCAGCGCUUCUACACCCCGGCGCCCGGUCAAGAACCAUCCCAAUAUCCUCCUUCCUCUCCACCUCCCAAUAACUUCCAGCGGCCCGGCCCGGGAACCACUCCUGCUCCCUUUUAUGUAGCAGGCGCCGAGGUUCCUUCUCAGCAGCCCGGCCAGUCGGUACCGCAACAAGCGCCGCCGCAACAGCAGCAGCACCAACAGCAGCAUCCCCCACAGCCGCAGCAACAACCCCCGCAGCCGCAAUACAACGCCCAGCGCCCCCCCGAGCAGCAACGAAUUCCAUCCGCCGGCAAGCUCCCAGCCCCCCUGCAAACAUCCACCUCUCCUCCCCCA
This is a messenger RNA of Dichotomopilus funicola, 1614 nucleotides long. Its product is annotated as putative class e vacuolar protein-sorting machinery protein hse1 protein. The transcript is spliced from 6 exons. NCBI's taxonomy places the organism in Eukaryota, Fungi, Ascomycota, Sordariomycetes, Sordariales, Chaetomiaceae. Gene Ontology annotation, molecular function: ubiquitin binding; phosphatidylinositol binding. The annotation marks the transcript as partial. The record is from RefSeq and is a predicted model, not a curated record. Gene Ontology annotation, biological process: protein transport to vacuole involved in ubiquitin-dependent protein catabolic process via the multivesicular body sorting pathway. Gene Ontology annotation, cellular component: ESCRT-0 complex.